AGGAAAUGUCUAUAAAAGCAGGCCUGUUCUACAUACUUCCUGACCUUAUUUGUUUUGCUAGAACCUGUUUUCUCGUKUUGGUGUCUUGAGUGUGCAGAUCUACGAUGUCUGGUCGUGGCAAGCAGGGCGGCAAGGCGCGUGCCAAAGCGAAAUCUCGRUCUUCUCGUGCUGGGCUGCAGUUCCCUGUUGGCAGAGUCCACCGUCUGCUGCGCAAGGGCAACUAUGCUGAACGYGUCGGGGCCGGCGCGCCCGUCUACCUGGCGGCGGUGCUCGAGUACCUGACGGCCGAGAUUUUGGAGCUGGCGGGCAAUGCGGCCCGCGACAACAAGAAGACGCGUAUUAUCCCGCGUCACCUGCAGCUGGCCAUCCGCAACGACGAGGAGCUCAACAAGCUGCUGGGCCGAGUGACCAUCGCGCAGGGUGGCGUCCUGCCCAACAUCCAGGCCGUGCUGCUGCCCAAGAAGACCGAGAGCCACCACAAGGCCAAGGGAAAGUGAUCUGACAUCUGAGCUUCCGGAAACACAAUCAAACCCAAAGGCUCUUUUCAGAGC
This is a messenger RNA of Urocitellus parryii (Arctic ground squirrel), 551 nucleotides long. RefSeq names its product histone H2A type 1-C. Gene Ontology annotation, cellular component: nucleosome. Gene Ontology annotation, molecular function: protein heterodimerization activity; DNA binding; structural constituent of chromatin. The record is from RefSeq and is a predicted model, not a curated record. Lineage: Eukaryota; Metazoa; Chordata; Mammalia; Rodentia; Sciuridae.